This is a messenger RNA of Closterium sp. NIES-67, 1524 nucleotides long. NCBI's taxonomy places the organism in Eukaryota, Viridiplantae, Streptophyta, Zygnematophyceae, Desmidiales, Closteriaceae. The record is from the annotation of a GenBank genome assembly.
CUGGAAACUUGUUACUAGCAAACGAUAACUUCGCCUGAAUUCUCUCCUACUGAUACAUUUGCCACUGGCGCCUAAUCGACCAGCCUGAAUGACGAGAGAAGAAAUCACCAGCUAUCACUCUCACAACCCGACAGGUUCUCGAGAAGCCGUAGCUCGUCGACUCACCAGAGGUAGCGGUUAGGAGAUCCUAUCUAGAAAGAGGGAUCGAUUAGAAAAGUUACUAUUUUCUAGGGAGUGUCUGACGAGCUUUUAGAGAAUUCUCAAAAAUCACGUACAACAGUAAGGCGUGUCUGACGAGCGUGUCGAGCACGUCUCCUGUUCGGUUAAUGCGGUCUGUUUUGACCAUGUCUGCAUCUCCUUGUAGACAGUCUUGAUAUAUCUUCCGGUUACAUAAACUUGAUCAACUUGAAGUAGCUUAGUUUCGCCAUUUCUAAUCUCAUAAUCCGUCGAGUAAGGCUGUCGAUAGGACGGUCUAGUAGUAGUUGACCCACUAUGGCCUCCAGCGUUGACGUGGCGGCGAUGCUUGGUCGCCCGAUUCGCGUCUUCACGUACGGAGCUGCGACUCCUGCGACGCCUGCGACUCCUGCGACAGUCGGCAACGAUGCAGCUGCGACGGCAGGCGACGGCGAACGAGAAGCUGGCUCUGCGACGGUGGAGGGAGGCCCACAGGCGGUGAAUCCGGGAGGGGAGGUUGCGGAGGAAUUCUAUGAGUUCACAACCGUGGAUUAUGCGAGAUUGAUGGCGGGAAAGAAGGAAGAGCGGUUUCUCAAGACCAAAGCCAUUCGGGAUCAAGAGCAGCAACAAAGGAAGGCACAGUUCAAACAGGCCAUCAUCAGAGUCCGCUUCCCAGACAACACAGUAGUGGAGGUCGUUUUCUCUCCCACGGACACUGUAGCAGCAGUCAGGCAGUUGGUGCAGAAGUGCCUGCUACAGCCGGAUGUGCCGUUCUUCUUCUACACAACGCCACCAAAGCGCAUGAUAAAGAACGAGGCAGAGGAUCUGUACGCGGCGCAGCUCACUCCAGGGGCGCUGCUGCACUUCUCAGCGGAGUCUUCAGCGGCAGAACCUUCUUCUGAUGCAGCCUCGCUUUUACGCCCAGAAAUCCUUGCUCUGAAGGACGUGCCCCUGCCAGCACCACUGGACUUGGAGGAACAAGCAAAGGGUAACGAGGGGUCUCAGCCUAAAGAGGACAAUAGGGGCAAGGGGGAGGUGGAUCCAGGGAAGGUGGCAGGGUCUGCUGGUGCUACGCCUGGGUCCUCAAAAGCUGGGGCCUCUUCCCGGCCCAAGUGGUUCAAAAGAUGAGCAAAAGGGCUUGCUAUGUAUUGGAUUUUUUAGCCUGAUCGGAAGGAUACAGGACUGGAGUGCUGGAGGACUGGAUGGUUCUUGGGAUGGGAAGGCCUGCCUUGACUGCAGUUUUGCAGGAUGUGCUGGAUGUAAAAAAGGUGUAGGAUGGUUGCUUUCAAGCAAGGAUGCUUGGAUAGAUGGAUACAUUGAUGGCUAAACUGAUCUUACAAGGAAGAUACA